AUGGAGCGCGAGGAAGGAUGGCUUUCUCGUCUUUUACGCUUCAGAAAAUACCUCCCUAGCAUUGCUACCUUAAUCACGGGCGUGAUUAUGCCUAUCCUGUCUGCUCUAGCAGGGAAAACCUUCACUUUCACUGUCUUUCACUGCCCUUGCACCUGGCCAGAGAAUGCAACGUCUGCAUAUCAGUUUCUACGUGUACCAGCUUUGGUGUUGAUUGCUUUAACUUUAAUGAUACAGGCACGUUCGAUUCAUAAAUUAGCGAUUAUUCUUUCUGGCGAGUGUCUGUUAAUAUUUCGAUGGCUUUUUUUUGUCCCAAUCGUAAUAAUAAUGAGAAAUAGCACUUAUUCUCUGGCACCAUUAAUUUGGCUAACAAUAGCUUACUUUCACGGCGACGCCUACGUAUGUGGUCAAGUCGAGUUCGUAAACCUUCAGCGCUUUCCAGCGCUAAAUAACGUGAGUUUCGCAAGUGACCAGCAGCGGAACGACGUUUUGGCAAAGGUGCCCUGUGAGAACUUGGAGGACCCGUUCCUCGGCCUUGUCUCAAACGAGACGAACGAUGAGCUCCGAAAGGAAAUCGUCACCUUCCUCCGCGCCAAAUCUCAGGACAUGGCAUUAUCGUCAUUAGUGUUGAUAAUAUUCAAUUUUAUCCUCGUGGUUCUUAUGGACCAAUGCAUCAAGAUCCGCCGAGCAAAAAUAGAGACGUUGUUCAAGAACCAGUAUGCUCAGUGCGAGCAGAGGCAGAUCGACGAGAAAUUGGCGGAGUUUGCAAAUCGUCUGGCGGAGCAGAACGCGAUCCGGCUCUUUGAGCACCUGGACAGAGUGAGGCAAGGGAGCGAGAGCUUAUCCCUCCCGCCCGGCUACGAACACCUGGACGACGGCGAAAGCGGCAGCCCCCUCGACCGCCACCGAUUUCCAUCGGAGCGACAGCAGCGGCCACCAGCAUCGAGAGAGCCGGGCGAAGCAUUGCCACUCCUCGCCAUGGAAGAAAGAGAAGCCGACAUUUACCAGGCGACUUAA
Messenger RNA from Lethenteron reissneri (Far Eastern brook lamprey), 1014 nucleotides. Its product is annotated as calcium homeostasis modulator protein 6-like. Gene Ontology annotation, molecular function: monoatomic cation channel activity. The record is from RefSeq and is a predicted model, not a curated record. Lineage: Eukaryota; Metazoa; Chordata; Hyperoartia; Petromyzontiformes; Petromyzontidae. Gene Ontology annotation, cellular component: plasma membrane.